Molecule: messenger RNA, 1840 nt
Organism: Rhodamnia argentea
Lineage: Eukaryota; Viridiplantae; Streptophyta; Magnoliopsida; Myrtales; Myrtaceae
Product: laccase-17-like
Exons: 8
Coding region: 67-1782 (571 amino acids)
Biological process (GO): lignin catabolic process
Cellular component (GO): apoplast
Molecular function (GO): copper ion binding; hydroquinone:oxygen oxidoreductase activity
Source: RefSeq, a predicted model, not a curated record
CCUGUUGCCUCUCAGAAGCCGCCGACGACAGAGCCUAACUCGAGAGCGAAUUUGAGUUUCCUAAACAUGAGUUCUGCAUUUCUCUUGGCUCUUCUUCUUGCAGCGAUGAGCUGCUUUCUUCCUGAGGUUGCCCAUGCAGGCAUUACGAGGCACUACACGUUCAAUCUAGAGAUGAAGAACGUGACCAGGUUGUGCCACACGAAGAGCAUGGUGACCGUGAACGGGAAGUUCCCGGGGCCUCGCGUCGUUGCCAGAGAGGGGGACCAGGUACUGAUCAAGGUGGUCAACCAUGUUCGCAACAACAUCAGCAUCCACUGGCACGGGAUAAGACAACUCCAAAGCGGAUGGGCGGACGGGCCGUCCUACAUUACGCAGUGUCCGAUUCAGACCAACCGGAGUUACGUUUACAACUUCACAAUCACAGGCCAAAGGGGCACCUUCUUUUGGCAUGCUCACAUCUCCUGGCUCAGAGCGACUGUCUACGGACCGCUGAUCAUCCUCCCGAAGCGCGGCGUUCCUUAUCCCUUUGCUAAACCCCACAAGGAAGUCCCGAUCCUCUUUGGAGAGUGGUUUAAUGCCGACACAGAGGCCAUCAUCAGCCAGGCGCUCCAGACCGGAGGCGGCCCAAACGUCUCCGAAGCUUACACUAUCAACGGAAAGCCCGGCCCGCUGUACAACUGCUCAUCAGAUACGUUCAAGCUGAAGGUGAAGCCGGGGAAGACGUAUCUCCUCCGUCUGAUCAACGCUGCCCUCAAUGACGAGCUCUUCUUCCGCAUAGCCAACCAUUCGUUCACUGUUGUCGAAGCCGAUGCAGUCUACGUCAAGCCCUUCAAGACCGACAUCCUGGUCAUCGGCCCGGGCCAGACCACCAACAUCCUCCUCAAGGCUAAGCUGAACCCUCACAAGGGCACGUACCUUAUGGCAGCCCGGCCCUACUUCACGGGUCAGGGCACUUUCGACAAUACAACCGUGGCCGGAUUCCUCGAGUACGUCGAGUCCUCUCGGAAUAACACCAUUCCCAAGAACCUUACCCUAUCUUUACCGAUGCUACCGGCAAUGAACGCGACCAACGUCGUCGCCAACUUCAGCCAAAUGUUCCGCCAUUUGAAUAGCCAGCAAUACCCAGCCCAAGUUCCCCUGACCGUCCAAAAGAGGUUUUUCUUCACGAUCGGCCUUGGGAGCAGCCCCUGCCCAAAGAACCAAACUUGCCAAGGACCCAACGGGACCAAAUUUCAGGCGUCGCUGAACAAUGUCUCUUUCACCCUCCCUACGACCGCGAUCCUGCAGUCUUACUUCUUCAGAAAAUCCAAUGGCGUUUUCACCACCGACUUCCCGGCCACCCCCUUAAUGCCGUUCAACUACACCGGAACGCCGCCGAACAACACGUUUGUCAGCAACGGGACUAAGGCGGUGGUGCUGCCAUACAACACGAGCGUGGAGCUUGUGAUGCAAGGCACGAGCAUUUUCGGCGCGGAGAGCCACCCUCUUCAUCUGCACGGGCACAACUUCUUCGUCGUCGGGCAGGGAUUCGGGAACUUCAACCAGAGUAAGGACCCGGCCAAGUUCAAUCUGGUCGACCCCGUGGAGAGGAACACCGUCGGCGUGCCGUCGGGCGGUUGGGUGGCUAUCCGUUUCCUGGCCGAUAACCCAGGUGCUUGGUUCAUGCACUGUCACUUCGAGGUCCAUCUGAGCUGGGGCUUGAAGAUGAUGUGGAUCGUGCUGGACGGGAAGCUCCCCAACCAGAAGCUCCCUCCCCCGCCGUCCGAUCUCCCAAUGUGUUGACUCUCCGUUGACCCUUCUUCCCCCCGCCAUCGCCAUCGGCUGCUUCAGAAACUUCUCA